AUGGACAUGGACCAUACAAAUACAUCUUUUGAUGAUAUAGAAUUUCAUGAAGAACAUGACAAUGUACAGCAAGAAUUAAAUGAAAACCAUAUUCAACCUAAGUCAAUCCCUCCAACAGUUGGAAUGGUGUUCGAAACUAUUAAUGAAGUCAAGUCAUUUUAUAGACAAUAUGCAAUAUCAAAGGGUUUUGGAAUUCGAACAAGGACUUCAAGGAAGAACAACAAGAACGAAUUAUGUUACUUCAUGAUGGUGUGUUCUAGGGCUGGAAAAUUUAUGUCCCCCAUUGACAAUCAAAUGAUUGCACGUCCAACACUGGCUAAUGAUUGUGCAGCUCGAAUGAUUGUAUCAAAAAGAGAUGAGAAGUGGUACAUUUCAGCAUUUGAUGAUGUACAUAGUCAUGAUCUUAGUCCAACAAAGUCAAGAUUGUUCCGAGGCAAUAAAAGGAUGAAUCUUAACAUUAAAAGAACACUAGACUUCAAUGAUGAAGCAGGAGUGAGGAUUAACAAGAGCUUCCGGUCCUUGGUUUGUGCUAGAAGCGGUUACGAGAACCUCGAGUUUGUCGAACACGAUGUUAGAAAUUAUGUGGCCAAACAAAGAAGAGCAUUAACAAAAGAUGGUGAUGCAAAGGCACUCUUAAACCAUUUCUCUUCCAUGAGACAAUUAAAUAAGGAUUUCUUUUUCGACAUUGAUGUUGAUGACGACAACCGUAUAUUGAAUGUGUUUUGGGCCGAUGCACGAAGUAGGGCAGCUUGUCAGUAUUUUGGUGAUGUCAUAUCUUUUGACACAACAUACUUAACAAAUAAGUACGAUAUGCCAUUUGCUCCUUUCGUUGGUGUUAACCACCAUGGGCAAUCUAUAUUGUUGGGUUGUGGUUUGUUAUGUUCAGAGGACACUGAUUCAUUUGUUUGGCUCUUUAAUUCAUGGCUUCGGUGCAUGUCCAACAUACCACCCCAAGGAAUUGUUACGGAUCAGUGCAAAGCAAUGAAGAAAGCAAUAGAAGUCGUGUUUCCUAACACUCGUCAUAGGUGGUGCUUGUGGCAUAUAAUGAAAAAAAUACCUGAGAAGUUACAAGGUUAUGCGGCUUACAAAGAUAUCAAGCGACAACUUAAGCAAGUUGUCUACAAUUCUGAUUCAGUUGAUAGUUUUGUUUAUGAAUGGGAAAGGAUGAUAACAAUUUUUUCACUACAAACGAAUGAAUGGCUUUCUUCACUUUAUGAAGAACGACAGAGGUGGGUUCCUUGUUACUUGAGAAAGACUUUUUGGGCAGGCAUGUCAACCACUCAAAGAAGCGAGAGCAUGAAUGCAUUCUUUGAUGGAUAUAUUAACUCACAAACAACUCUUCAAGAAUUUGUUAAACAAUAUGACAAUGCACUACAACACAAGACAGAAAAAGAGAGCCUAGCUGACUUCACAUCAUUAAACACAACUCUUCCAUGCGGGUCACAAUCACUCAUAGAGCGACAAUUCCAAAAGCAUUACACACAUGCUAAGUUUGCAGAAAUACAGUCUGAAUUUAGAGGUAAAAUUAAUUGUUUCGUUGAUGGUGUUGUGGUACAAGAUAAUUCAUUGUUGUACAAUGUCAUGGAAGACUCCAUUCAUAACGAAAUAAGGGAAGAGAGGGUAUUCAUGGUUACAUAUCAGCGAGACACAAUGGAUGUUAAUUGCAGUUGUUUGCUUUUUGAGUUUAGGGGCAUUAUAUGUAGACAUUCUAUAUGUGUUUUGGCACAAGAGCGAGUAACAGAGCUUCCUGCUAAGUACAUACUCACAAGAUGGUGUAAAAAUGUCCGCAGAAAGCACACGUAUAUUAGAGCAUCAUACGACAACAAGGAAAAGGAUCCCCAUAUUGAACGGUAUGAUAACUUAUGCAAGAAUUUUGGAGAUAUUGCUGAGAUUGCCUGUGAGUCAAUACACUUGACACAAUUAUUGGUUGACAACCUUAGUUCCUUUGUCAACAAGCAUGGAUUACAAAUUUCACCUUCACCAUGCGUCAACAACAAUAGCCACACACAAGAAGAACACCUACAUGAUAGUGAAAUACGCCAUGAUGUUGACACAACUAUAUACAAUGUUCAAAUCCAAAGCCCAAAAUCUGUGAAGCGAAAGGGUCGACCUAGGACAAGAAGGUUGAAAUCCACAACGGAGAGAAUAACAAGGAAGAAACCAUCAGCAAAAGCUAGUACUCUAACAUCCAUUGGUAUUGUUGAAACUAUGAUGGAGGUACCAAAUACAACAUUCAGCAACAACAUUGAUGUGACACUGAACACACAUUACACAACACCCAACUCAAUUGGACCGGCAUCAACUGUGCAAUCCUCUGGGUUCAUGUCACUGUUGACAUCAUUACACAAUGACAUGCAAAACACGCAAUCAUCCACUAGUAAUAUUGACAAUAUUGUAGAAAUAUCUUAUAUUUAUACUUUGCCAGUUAUAUCCAUUGCAAGUCUUUUGUUUUUGUACAAAUUGUCAGUGACAACCAACCACAAAUUUUGA
Vigna angularis (adzuki bean) is the source of this 2490-nucleotide messenger RNA. RefSeq names its product protein FAR1-RELATED SEQUENCE 6-like. Gene Ontology annotation, molecular function: zinc ion binding. Bases 1 to 2490 code for a protein of 829 amino acids. The record is from RefSeq and is a predicted model, not a curated record. Gene Ontology annotation, biological process: regulation of DNA-templated transcription. The transcript is spliced from 4 exons. NCBI's taxonomy places the organism in Eukaryota, Viridiplantae, Streptophyta, Magnoliopsida, Fabales, Fabaceae.